Molecule: messenger RNA, 3966 nt
Organism: Aspergillus costaricaensis CBS 115574
Lineage: Eukaryota; Fungi; Ascomycota; Eurotiomycetes; Eurotiales; Aspergillaceae
Product: acetyl-CoA synthetase-like protein
Exons: 5
Coding region: 1-3966 (1321 amino acids)
Biological process (GO): amino acid activation for nonribosomal peptide biosynthetic process; secondary metabolite biosynthetic process
Cellular component (GO): cytoplasm
Molecular function (GO): catalytic activity; phosphopantetheine binding
Source: RefSeq, a predicted model, not a curated record
AUGGCUGGCCAGACAGAAUUUACAGUAAAGUCCUUAUUUCUGUGGGUCUUGAUUAACUCUGAGAGCCAGGAACCUGUGGGGAUUGCGAAGGAAAUUCAGGUUUUGGUUAAUGAAGGAACGGAUGAAAUAUCAUGCUUUGUCUUUGUGACUGUGGACAACACUAGACAUCUGUUGCGGGAUUCAAAGAUUUCAACUGAUCUACUCUGUAUCUUUUAUUUUGAUGAUCAAUAUGGCGCAGUUGCGCUGCAGCUUUCGGACUACCUUCUCUUGCUUCAUGCUCCGUGGCAGCAAGCUUCCUGUGAUGGACAGGGUUACAGAAGUCCUUGGAGCGGGAUUAACUCAAAACGCUCAACAUACAGAGGCCACUAUCGAGACACAUUUUCAGGUCUUUCAAGCGAAGGUCUUUGCCUUCCUACCUUCCGAGACAUGCACACAAAGAUUUCCAACGGAAUUAUACCGGGCCAGGCUGUGCAACAGCCGGAGCCUGAGCCAUGGGAUUCUGGUAUAUUGAAAUCCUCAAUCCUGGGUUCCAGCUUCACCAGAGGCGCUGCUGCGAAUGGAUCCCUUGGGACCCCUCUCAAGGCAAAUGGUGCUGGGUUGAGCACUCUCCGCAUCUCCCUCCCAGCGGAUAUACGGACCGGGCCCAUUGCAGCAUUCACUUGCGGAGCACUGGCGCUUGUUAUGUCGGCGCACACGGGGUCGGCAGAGUUCCUCGCUUCGAUUUUACCGAACUAUAAACAGGCUCUACUGCGUCCCGGCCAUCCUCCCACAGCGUUUGUUCCGUUCUACAUUUCUGUGGAUUGGACAGCAGACGUUCAAGACUUCUUGCAUUGUGUGAAGAAGAGACUUUCAACUCAACACAUAAUGCGUAUGCAGCAUGUUGCUCGCGUGGAACCCUGGUUUAGACGGCAGUCUACUAAGUCGGACCUCUCGGAAUUCCAUCAUGGGGCUCUUCUAGUGGAUUGCGUUCUAGAAGAAACUGAGGUCCAGCUGACAUUCGCGAGUCAUGCCACUACUGUUGACCCACGAGUGAUCAAAUACGUAUGCCAGCAAUACGAGUAUGUUCUCAAAGAGCUGGGCUCCAGUGGUACUGCCCGAGGCAAGCCUGUCUCUGACCUUCGUGUGGUGGAUCUGCAUGAUUUGCGCAAGAUUUGGACUUGGAACGCCACCGUUCCCGAACUAUCAUCUCUAUGCAUCCACGAUCUGUUUGUCAACACAGUUAAAAAACAACCAGACGCACUUGCCAUCUCUGCUCAUGACGGCGAGUGGACAUACCACAACCUUGAUGUACUGUCUACAUUACUCGCACGUUUCCUACUUCAAUACAACAUCCAGGAGACAAUUGUGCCGAUUCAUAUGGAAAAGUCAAAGUGGACUCCCGUGGCCCAGCUCGGAGUCAUGAAGGCGGGGGCAGCUUCGGUGGUAAUGGACACUUCCCUGCCAGAUGAGAGACUGCGCACCAUCAUCCGUGAGGUGGACCCUCUGGUGGUUCUUAGUUCAACGGGCAAAGAAUCAAAGGCACGUAACCUGUCGUCACGACCAGUGCUGGUUAUAGGCGAGGGCUUUUCUGGCUUUUCUUCUGUCAGUAUGCCCGAACUGAAAGGCGAUCAUCUCCCUCUGGUAUCUCCUACCUCGCGACUUUACAUUGUGUUUACCUCGGGAAGCACCGGGUUACCAAAGGGUGCUACCAUCACGCAUUCCAAUUUUGCCAGCGCGAUUCAACAUCAGCAGCAAGCGAUGAAAUUUCAACCGGGCCAGAGGGUAUUUGACUUUGCCUCGUACGCCUUUGACGUGGCAUGGUCAAACUUCCUGCAUACAAUUACUGCGGGAGGAUGCCUAUGCAUUCCAUCGGACGAAGAGCGCAUUCAAGGUAUCCCCGAGGCGCUUCUGAAGUACAAGGUUAAUUACGUCCACCUGACGCCGUCAGCGGCGUGGUUUCCCCCAGAGAAGCUUCCAGACAGUGUCAAAUACAUCCAGUUUAGCGGCGAGGAACUAAAGACGUCGCUUGUCGAUGCGUUUUGCAACCGUGCCACGAUAAUCAACACCUAUGGCCCCGCGGAAUGUUCCGUGACAACUACAUUGCAAAUGGUCCACCCGUCUACCAGCAGCGAAGCCCCGCCCAUUGGGCAAAGUGUUGGAAGCUGCCUUUGGGUGGUUAGUCUCAAUGGGACUCAGCUUCAACCCGUUGGGGCAGUCGGAGAGCUAUGGAUAGAAGGGCCGAUCGUCGGGAUGGGCUACUUAAACGAUGCCGCGAAGACCUCUGCGGUGUUUGUUGAUAACCCAGCCUGGCUCGUCCACAGCGGACGUGCCACGGGGAAUGCAGACCGCCGGGGUCGUUUGUAUCGGACGGGGGACCUCGUGCGCUACAAUGGUGAGGAUGGGUCUCUGGUUUUCAUUGGUCGCAAGGACUCCCAGGUAAAGAUCCGGGGUCAGCGCGUUGAACUGGGUGAAAUCGAGUAUCACAUGCGUCAGUGCCUCCCAGAUGAGCUGAACAAGGGCUUAAAUGUCGCCCUGGAUGUAAUCCAGCCAUCGAAUGCCCAGAAUCCCAUAUUAGUGGCCCUUUUGAGCCCCCUGAAGGAGGAUUUCCCGUCGGACAUGGCCACUAUGACCAGUGACGCUGUCGCGGUGUGGGAUGCUCAACUGGGCAAUGUGGUUCCCGCCUACAUGGUUCCGGCUACGUAUAUCCCGUUUCAAGGGUUUCCAAUGACUGCAACAGGAAAAGUCGACAGACAAAGCCUACGACUCGAGGCUGUUACAAAGUUCGGAGAUCAUUCAUCUGUUAGCUCAGGAACGUGCCAGUCCGUGCCAACGAACGACCGGGAGACCGAGAUUCGGCAAGUCUGGGGCGCCGUUCUUAACCUACCCGAGAAUCAGGUGUCCACGGAUGUCCCGUUCACGCGUCUCGGGGGCGACUCUAUUACAGCCAUGCAAGUCGUUUCCCAGUGUCGAGCGCGAGGAAUCUGCUUGACCGUGAGUGACGUGCUGCGCCUGCGCACAAUUCGAGCCCUGGCUACCCGGAGUCGAGCCGCCGUGGCUUCAAUGCAGAAAGCGAUAAAUCAUCUGAACGGCGAGAUCGAAGGUCAAUUGUGGCCUGUAUCUCCCAUGCAGCAGUUGUUUUUCGAUGCACACCCACGAGGCUUGAAUCACUACACACAGAGCUUUCUGCUUCGCGUAACUCGACCCAUCACUUUCCACGAACUGCGGGGCGCGCUCGUGGCAUUGGUUAAGCGCCACGGCAUGUUGCGGUUCCGAUUCCAACAACGCAGUGACGGCACAGAUAUAGGGAGGUGGGAGCAGCUCAUCGUACCAGCAACGGCGGACUCGUUCGCUAUGGCGGAGCAUGCGGUGGAUGGCCGUCUACAGGAGAUCGUAGAAUCACGUCAGACCCAGCUAGACAUUGUGGAAGGACCCGUUUUCGCGGCGGACUUAUUCACUCGUUUUGGGGAAAAACAAAUUGAAGAUGACCGGACAUUGCUACUGAGCGCUCAUCAUAUCGUCAUUGACUUGGUCUCCUGGCGUGUAAUUUGGCAUGACCUGGCACAGCUAUUGACAGGAUUUCCAAGUCCCCCGGUCAUACCGCCAUCAUUUCGAGAAUGGUGUCUGUUACAGAGAGACGAGGCCCAGUCGCUGGACCACAAACGAGUGCUGCCCUACUCAAUCAAGCCUGACCAGUGGGAUUACUGGGGAAUUGCAUGGGGAGAUAACUUCUUCCGAGACAGCGACGAAUUCGAGCAUAUUCUGGAUGCCAACUCGACAGCCAUGCUGUUAGGCCCGAGCAACGAUGCUCUCGGCACGGAAACUCUGGAUAUUAUAAUCGGGUCACUGGUGUGCUCGUUCAAGGCGACAUUUCCGGAGCGACAUGUGCCCCCAGUUUUCUUAGAGGGACAAUUCAAUUCAAUUCAAUUCAUAUUCUUAUACCUGAUCAAGCCUGCUAAGAAAGUUGUUGCCACAAUUAAAUAUAAUUAA